CGUAGGGGCGCGCAGGGGCGCAGAGGCGAGAGGACGCGAUCGCGCGUGCGCGAGCAUCCGGCUUUCUCCCGAGCCGUCGGAGGGAGCGGGUAGCUGCUCCUCAGUUGGUGAUUGAACAUCUCUGCAACAUGCACAAGUCAAUGAGUGGUGAAAACCAGCAGAACUAAAGGGUCAUAUGGAUGUAAGUGCAUUUGAAGGCUCUCACACCCACUUCUCCAGGUGGAAAACUUUCUACAUUCUUGCAAGGCCGGCAUGUGGUCCUCCCUGAAAGACAGUGCCUUGUUCUAAGAGGAUACAGUGGAAAAUCUGUGUGUUACCACCAAGAGGGGGUAUCAGAGACAGAAUCAUGAAUAAACUGGAGGAUAAGCAAGACCAGAUGAUACCAUGAAGAGAAGUUUACAGGCCCUCUAUUGCCAACUAUUAAGCUUCCUCCUGCUCAUGGCGCUGACAGAAGCUCUGAGACUUGCCACCCAGGACCUGUCUCCUCUUCAGGUCCCCCCGUCAGCCAGCACCCCCGGCACCAUGGUGACCGUGCCCCUCAGCCACCCCAGAAACUCCUUGCAGGCGGCUACCCCUACCUCCGCACUGACCCCUCAGCCGGACAGACCCCACUCACAGGCAGCAGCCCCUCAUCCAGCUGGACCCCCUUCAGUGGCAGCUACCCCUCACUCUGCAGCUCCCCUCCUGGCUGCCACAGCAAACCUGCUGCCCCACUCUGAGCCUUGGCCUCCCGGGGAAACUGUGUCCACCCUCCUGCCUACUGAGCCAAAGGGGGCCACCGGCCGCCCCACCUCAGCACCCCUCAGGCCCACCACACGCAGGCCCCGGCCCCCUGGCUCUUCUCGGAGGGGUGCAGGGGGCUCACCGCGCCCUGGGACACCUGCUCCCAGUGGUCACUCGGCAAGGAAGGAAGGCCUGUGGGGACGGCACCAGGGCACCCCGAGUCCUGGCCAGAAGCGGCCCCUGGGGAAGAUCUUUCAGAUCUACAAAGGCAACUUCACGGGAUCCCUGGAGCCUAACCCCUCCACUCUCACACCUAGGACCCCACUCUGGGCUGUGUCUUCCUCCCCACAACCCCAGACAGUGGGCACCACCACAGUGCCCAGCAGGACCUCAUGGGGCCGCCCCACCCGCCCCCUGGUGCCUAUGGACCCGCAGCCAGGCCCAGACCGGGUAGACCAGGGGGCGCCCCCCACCUUCCCUGGCCAAGGAGGGUGGCCCGAUGCUCCAGCAGCCUCAGGUGCACCGGCCAGCCCCCAGCCUGCCCCAGUGCCUUCUCUGCACCCCCGUGGUGACCCAAACGACAGCAACAGCGACAGCCACAUUGACUCUGGGAUGACUGGCUUCCUGGCCACCAGCAGACCUUCUGCCACCAGCUCUGGGGGACCCCCAUCUACCCCAGUGCCAUCCCAGGCUGCCUCUGCCACCAGCGUCUCAGCCCCUUCCAAGGGCAUUCCUCAGGGAACCUCACUGUCCACCCCCCAGGCCUCGGCCAAGUCCCCUGGGGCCCCAGAAAAUACCAUUGCUUCGUCCACCCCUUCUGAGACCGACAGAGCACCCAGCGUGUUCUCCACAGCACCAUCUACAGCCACUGGGAACUUCCUUAACCGCCUGGUCCCAGCAGGCACCUGGAAGCCUGGGCUGGCAGGGAAUGUCUCCCAUGUGGCCGAAGGGGACAAGCCCCAGCACAGAGCUACCAUCUGCCUGAGCAAGAUGGACAUCGCCUGGGUGAUUCUAGCCAUCAGCGUGCCCAUCUCCUUCUGCUCUGUCUUGCUGACGGUAUGCUGCCUGCGGAGGAAGAAGAAGACGGCCAACCCAGAGAACAACCUGAGCUACUGGAACAAUGCCAUCACCAUGGACUACUUCAACAGGCACGCGGUGGAGCUGCCCAGGGAGAUCCAGUCCCUGGAGACCUCUGAGGACCAGCUGUCAGAGCCACGCUCCCCAGCCAAUGGCACAUACAGUGACACAGGGAUGGUCCUGGUGAACCCCUUCUGCCAGGAAACACUGUUCAUGGGGAGUGACCAGGUGUCUGAGAUCUGACAGCAGCAGACCUCAUCUGGCCAGCCCCUCCUCUCUGUCUCGGAACCAUAACCAACACAAAUAUAUCUCCUAACUAUAAUCUUGGUGUAAUCCUUACUCAACCGAGAAUGUUUUUGGCUUUUUUUUCCCUAAGAAAUCGUCAACAUCUUUUUUACAAGUGUGGUUUAAAAAGAAAAAAAUAAAUAAGUCCUUUACAGAAAAACCCAUGGUUUAUAAAAAAAAAAGUAAUAAAGGUAUUUCUAAGCAAAGCAGUGGUAUUGAUUGCUUCUCUCAAUACUGUUCCUGAACUCUUGGCAAUCCCACAGCCCCAGAGGAAGGAAGAGAGUGACUGGAAGAGUGUUGUGAAAAUGACUAAGUGCUACCUAGAGCCUGGGUUCCUCUCUCCUCCUCUGCCAUCUGCAUAGCAUCAAGGGGACUGGGUCACCUGGAGGUACAGGAGUUGGAGGAAAGGGGCAGUUCAUCACCCAGUGGAUGAGUGCCCCCAAUCCUACUCAAGGCCAGCAGGACUGGCCACCCAGUUAUGGAGGCAGGCACAGGCAGAAGCCUGUGAGCGGGACACUGAGCAUCCUUAGGCCAUGGCCCCCAACACCAUCUACCACAGAGCCUCUAUUGUGCUGGCUCCAGGAUCGAUGCUCCCAGUGAAUGAGGCUCCCCGUUCCACCCACCCAUGCAUCCUCUCCAGCCCCCACAUCUGCAUUAAACACUGUGCCUUUCUCUGGAGAGGGCCCCUCAGAACGUUUAUCCUCCUUCAAGGAGUAAAUGUUCACUGGAGUUCAGCUUUGUCUUCUCAAAAGUAUUGCAUUGCCCCUGCCCCCAACUCCAAGAUCCCCCUAGGAAAAUGCUUAGGAGGGCUGGAGGUGCCAAACUGUGUUUUCAGAUCCUUCCCCCUACUGUCUAAAGACAAGGAGAUCACCAAAGCAGGGAUGCAGGGGAAGAAGUCAGUCUGAUAUCCACCACCCCCACCUCUGAGCGUUGCAGCCCUGCAGGGUGGGUCAACAGGCGAACUUGACAUUCAGCUGUCAGCUCCCAGCUCCUCCCCUGCACCCUCAUCUUCCCAGCCCAGGCUGUGUCCACCAGGGUUUAGACCCUCAGAGACCCAAGAGAGGCUUCAGAUAGGGCUGCUUCUCCCUGCUUCCCCCCCCCCCCAAUACAUAGUGACCAGGAGAGAAGAUAACCUGCUUUGACACUUUCUUUCUCUAAAACAAAAAUAGUUUGAUAGUAUAUUUUGAAUAUAGAUGUUCUUAUAGUCAGACUGGGAACUGAACUUGAAUGUUGGUUUCUAUGUUGUGUGUUGUUGGCUGUGGUCUUUGAAUCAUGACUUUUUCCUUUCUUCUGCCAUUCUCUUUUAAAAAGGAAAAAAAAAAAAAAAAGAUGGCCUUCAAUAAUACAAGUUCUCUGUGUUUUAUGGACUAGCUUCCCACACAUUCAGUGGUUGUCUCUGUUCAAAGACUCUUCAGCUCAUAAAGAAGCAGAUUCCAUGUUGUUGUGAGAUCCAUCUUCCAUGUGCUGCUGCCUGACCUUUGGAUCGUCUCAUAACCUUUCUAUUAACUGCUGCCCUUAAUGUCAAUGUGUCUGUAUAUUGAAAGAAAACUGUUUGUAAAGUUAAAUGUAUAUAUAAUAUAUGUAAGCAAAGAUACAUAUGUUAUAUAUAUACAUAUGUGGAAGUAUGAUUUAUUUUUCCUUAUCCACAGAAUUCAGCUACCAUGUAUAUAUAAAUAAACUUAUUUUAUU
Messenger RNA from Erinaceus europaeus (western European hedgehog), 3774 nucleotides. It is a transcript of the gene TMEM108, whose product is annotated as transmembrane protein 108. Gene Ontology annotation, cellular component: endosome membrane; early endosome; postsynaptic density. The transcript is spliced from 7 exons. Bases 385 to 2043 code for a protein of 552 amino acids. The record is from RefSeq and is a predicted model, not a curated record. Gene Ontology annotation, biological process: retrograde axonal transport; postsynaptic density organization; dendrite extension. NCBI's taxonomy places the organism in Eukaryota, Metazoa, Chordata, Mammalia, Eulipotyphla, Erinaceidae.